UUCGCACAGGCGCGCUGUGGAGAGUGGGGCGUCGCGCGGAGCCGGGCCGGGGACUGGGUGGGAUGCCCGCCGCUGGUCGUCCGCUGGUGGAUGGUAAUUACCUGCCUCGCACGAGCUGCAAGAUACUCUGCUAAAAGUUAGAAUGAAACAGUUGCCUGCCGCAACAGUUCGCCUCCUUUCAAGCUCCCAGAUAAUCACUUCUGUGGUCAGUGUUGUAAAAGAGCUGGUCGAAAACUCCUUGGAUGCUGGCGCCACAAGCAUAGAGGUGAAACUGGAGAACCAUGGGUUUGAUAAAAUUGAGGUUCGAGACAACGGUGAAGGUAUCAAGGCUGUGGAUGCCCCUGUGAUGGCAGUGAAAUACUAUACCUCCAAAAUAAACAGCCACGAAGAUCUUGAAAACUUGAGAACCUAUGGUUUUCGUGGGGAAGCAUUGGGGUCAAUUUGUUGUGUAGCUGAGGUUUUGAUUACAACAAGGACAGCUGCUGAUAAUUUUAGCACCCAGUAUGUUUUAGAUGGCAGUGGCCACAUAGUUUCUCAAAAACCUUCACAUCUUGGUCAAGGUACAACUGUAACUGCUUUAAGAUUAUUUAAGAAUCUGCCUGUAAGAAAGCAGUUUUACUCAACUGCUAAAAAAUGUAAAGAUGAACUAAAAAAGAUCCAUGAUCUGCUCAUAAGCUAUGGUAUCAUUAAGCCUGACUUAAGGAUUAUUUUUGUACAUAAUAAGGCAGUUAUUUGGCAGAAAACUAGAGUAUCUGACCACAGGAUGGCUCUCAUGUCAGUUCUGGGGACUGCUAUUAUGGGCAACUUGGCAUCUUUUCAGUACCACUCAGAAGAAUCUCAGAUUUAUCUAAGUGGAUUCUUUCCAAAGCUUGAUGCAGACCACUCUAGUACAAGUCUUUCAACUCCAGAGAGGAGUUUCAUUUUUAUAAAUAAUCGACUCAUCCAUCAGAAAGACAUAUUAAAGUUAAUCCGACAUUAUUACAAUCUGAAGUGCCUAAAGGAAUCUACUCGUUUGUAUCCCAUUUUCUUCCUGAAAAUUGAUGUUCCUACAACUGAUGUGGAUGUAAAUUUAACACCAGAUAAAAGUCAAGUAUUAUUACAAAAUAAGGAAUCUGUUUUAAUUGCUCUUGAAGAUAUGAUGACAACUUGUUAUGGACCACUACCUAGUACAAACUGUUACGAAAAUAAUAAAACAGACGUUUCCUCAAUCAACAUGGUUGUUAGUAAAACAGCAGAAACAGAUGUGCCUUUUAAUAAACUGGAAUCAUCUGGAAACAAUUACCCAAAUGUUGCUACUUCAGUCUCUCUUUUCCAAAGUGAUGUACAUAAUGAUGAAGCAGGAGAAAACAAUAAUUAUUUAAAUCAGCAGACAAGUAUUGAUGAACAUUGUGAUAAUCAUUUCCGUGAAAAGUGUAAGGUCCAUAAGGACACUAGAGAUACAUGUGAACAAAUCCCAGUAAAUACCUCACCAUCAGAAGAUGUCCAGAGUGAAUGUCGUGAAACUUUUGUAAGUUCUGUUGAGCAGGCCCAGUUAGAAAAUGGUGGUGAAGGCCUUAUAGAUGAGAAGAGGGCAAAUGGAGAAACAGCAGUUCCUGUGAAGUCUUUAGAAAUUUGUGCAGAUGACUGGAGCAAGGGAAAUGCGCUGAAGAAUUCAGUGGGAGAGAAUAUUGAGCCCGUGAAAAUUUUAGUGCCCCAGGAAAGUUUGGCACAUAAAGUGAGCAAGCAUAAUCGUGCAGGCCAUGAACAAGAAAAUCUCAGUGAUGGCCCCAGUAACAGAAAAUCAAAUGUGGUAGAUGACAAGUCUGGACAGCUAACAGCCUAUGAUUUAAUUAGCAGUCGAGUAAUCAAGAAACCCCUGUCUGCAAGCGCCCUUUUCAUUCGGGAACAUCGUGCUCAGUUUCUGACAGAAAAUCCCAAGACUAGUGUAGAAGCUGCAGCCAUCCACAUUGAAGAGCUGUGGAAGACAUUGAGUGGGGAGGAAAAGCUCAAAUAUGAAGAAAAGGCUGCUAAAGACUUGGAACGAUAUAAUAGUCAAAUGAAGAAAGCCAUUGAACAAGAGUCACAAAUACCAUUAAAAGAUGGCAGGAGAAAGAUAAAACCCACCGGCGCCUGGAGUUUGGCACAGAAGCACAAGUUGAAAACCUCAUUAUCUCAUCAGCCCAAACUUGAUGUGCUCUUUCAGUCCCAAAAGGACAAAAAAAGGGGUGAAAGUAUUAAAAUAAUACAAGUCCCUUUUUCUAUGAAAAAUUUGAAAAUAAAUUUUGAGAAACAAAAAAAAAUUGACUUAGAAGAAAAAGAUGAGCUUUACUUGAUCCACAAUCUCAGGUUUCCUGAUGCCUGGUUAAUUACAUGCAAAACAGAGAUAAUGUUACUAAAUCCAUAUAGAGUAGAAGAAGCCCUGCUAUUUAAAAGACUUCUUGAAAAUCAUAAACUUCCUGCAGAGCCACUGGAAAAGCCAAUUGUAUUAACGGAGAGUCUUUUUAAUGGAUCUCGUUAUUUAGAGGUUUUAUAUAAAAUGACAACAGAUGGCCAGAGAUACAAUGGAUCAACUUACCUAUCUGAUCCUCGUCUUACAGCAAAUGGUUUCAAAAUAAAAUUUAUACCAGGAGUUUCUACAGCUGAAAACUACUUGGAAAUAGAAGGAAUGGCUAAUUGUCUCCCGUUCUAUGGAUUAAUGGAUUUAAAAGAAAUUCUUAAUGCUAUAGUAAACAAAAAUGCAAAGGAAAUUUAUGAAUGUAGACCUCGCAAAGUGAUAAGUUAUUUAGAGGGAGAAGCAGUUCGACUGUCUAGACAAUUGCCCAUGUACUUAUCGCAAGAGGACAUCCAAGAUAUUAUCAGUAGAAUGAAGCACCAGUUUGGAAAUGAAAUUAAAGGGUGUGUUCAUGGCCGCCCAUUUUUUCAUCAUCUAACCCAUCUUCCAGAAACUUCAUGAUUAAAUACAAGAAAAUUAGCCACAGUUGAAACAGAUACGGUCAUAAGACAAUGAGUCAGCUUUUAAAUCAUUUUUUAUUAUCAUGUGUCAAAUGGUUAUUUUAUAAAAGAGGAUUCACUGGCUUAUAUAUUUAAAAAAUUUUCAAAACUUGUAAAAAGCUUAAAUAAAUAAGAAAUGAUUAAUUCAU
Octodon degus (degu) is the source of this 3119-nucleotide messenger RNA. It is a transcript of the gene Pms1, whose product is annotated as PMS1 homolog 1, mismatch repair system component. Lineage: Eukaryota; Metazoa; Chordata; Mammalia; Rodentia; Octodontidae. The transcript is spliced from 13 exons. The record is from RefSeq and is a predicted model, not a curated record. Gene Ontology annotation, biological process: mismatch repair. Gene Ontology annotation, cellular component: MutLalpha complex. Bases 143 to 2932 code for a protein of 929 amino acids. Gene Ontology annotation, molecular function: ATP hydrolysis activity; ATP-dependent DNA damage sensor activity; ATP binding.